This is a messenger RNA of Amoebophrya sp. A120, 1053 nucleotides long. Lineage: Eukaryota; Dinophyceae; Syndiniales; Amoebophryaceae. The record is from the annotation of a GenBank genome assembly.
GGAUCACCAAGACCUUUUGUUUGGAAAUAACUCCUCUACUAGCAACGGUGAUUUCGGCCAUCAUCAAGGCGGAUCGUUUGGAACCAACGCUGCAACGGGAGGUGGUGGAGGUCUUCAAGAUCCACACAACUCUGCGAGUAAAGCAAGCGACCUGGACGUCGAGGGGUGGCUGGACUGUGUGUGUCGCAACUCUGCCGUUCCCGGCCCUUUGGGCGAGUGGUUCGCGGAAACGGUGAUCUUGCAAAAGGGGUUGUCCGUGCUGAUCAACGGGUUGUUGGAAUUGCACAAAAACGACGACUUGCGGAAAAUCGAAGCGUUGUCGGGCCCGAUUUUGGCUUCCCUCGCAGUGUUACUUCCCUUCGACCAGGCAAUUUCCUACGUAGUAUCAAAUGUAAAAGUGUCUGGGUCUGGAAGAGUGCAACUUGUCAUGCUAAUUCUGGAUGGUGCAAAAAUCUGUGUUGCAUGAUUGCCAAAAGCUGUCCACUUUUGACCAAGUUGAGAGGGCUCAUGCAGACGAUGCAUGAUAGAGGUCGGGGAGAAUCUGUCAUGCUGGGUCAUGUAUGACAGACCUCACGCGUCAUGGAAAACCUGCAUGACAAGUCUUCCAACCUUCCAGACCCAGACAUAUUUCCAUUUGAUACGUGGCGGACGAGUACAUUCUCGACGCGGAUUAUCGCAAGAAAAAACUGUUUCACUGUGAACUUGUGAUGCAGAAAAUGGAUCGCAGAAGUGUGUGUCAUGCCACACAUGCAAGACAAUCGAUUUAUAGCUGUGUUUUCCCUUAGGAACCCCGCAUGACAGAUUUUCAGUGUUACGCGUAACAAACUUGUGAUGCAGAUUUUGCAAAAUCACCUUCUCCUUCACCACAGUGAAAUAGUUUUUUCGUGCGAUACGGAUUUCUUUGAGUCCCUGCUCGCGACCAUGUUUGGGCGCGUUCGGAAAUCGAUGUUCCGGUGGGAGUCCUUCUGUGCGAAGAUGAAAAAAGCCGAGCAGAACUGCAACGACGUAGACAUGGCAAUGGCGUCGUCGCCCUUCGAAUGCAACUUCAACAUG